This is a messenger RNA of Salvia splendens (bonfire salvia), 1209 nucleotides long. Its product is annotated as probable carboxylesterase 18. Gene Ontology annotation, molecular function: hydrolase activity. The coding region runs from base 1 to 1008 and encodes 335 amino acids. NCBI's taxonomy places the organism in Eukaryota, Viridiplantae, Streptophyta, Magnoliopsida, Lamiales, Lamiaceae. The record is from RefSeq and is a predicted model, not a curated record. The transcript is spliced from 2 exons.
AUGAACAACAUGAAAUCUCCUUCACUCCCAUUGCUAACAAGAUUGAAGCUUUUGCUAUUGCAUCUGAUCGAAUAUAUCAGUUCACGCUCCGACGGCACUAUCAACCGCCGCCUCUUCAACCUCUUCCACCUCAAAACCUCCGCACCAGCCAAAAAAUGCAUUAACAAUGUCCAUGUCUCCACUUCCGACGUCGUGAUCGACCCUUCCCGCAAUCUCUGGCUCCGCCUCUUCACCCCUGCACGCGCCACCGGCCCGCUCCCCCUUAUAGUGUACUUCCACGGAGGAGGAUUCAAUAAGUACGGCCCCGACACCGUGUAUUUUGACGACAUGUGCAGCCAUCUGGCUGCACGACUCCUUGCUGUCGUUGCAUCCGUAAACUACCGCAUUGCGCCCGAGCACAGAAGGUAUCCCAGCCAAUACGAGGACGGCUUUGAUGCCCUCAAAUUCAUCGAUCAACGACACAAUGACUUCAUAUAUGUAAACACUGACGUCAGAAAAUGUUUCAUCGGCGGAGACAGCGCAGGGGCCAACAUAGCCCAUCACGUGACGGUUAGAGCAGCUGAACAGGCCGAUCAGUUUAGUCAACUAAGAAUCGCCGGCAUGUUGGCGCUGCAGCCUUUUUUUGGAGGCGAGGAACGGACGGAUUCAGAGCUGAGGCUGACGAAGGUGCCGGUGCUGAGUGUCCACGCAACGGAUGCGUAUUGGAGGGAAUUUCUGCCGGAGGGUGCGGACAGGAACCACCCUGCGGCUCAUGUGUUUGCCAGCGGAGAUGAACAAUUUAGGAAUCUUGAUUUUCCGGCGAGUUUGGUGGUUGUGGGAGGGAAUGAUCCGCUGCAGGAUUGGGACAGGAGAUAUGUGGAGUGGUUGAAGGGUUGCGGGAAGCGAGUGGUGGUGGCUGAAUAUCCGUAUGCGUUUCAUGGAUUUUAUGCAUUCCCGGAAUUGCCCGAGUUUAAAUUGCUCGUUGAUGACGUGAUGGAUUUCAUCCGGGAACAGGUCAACUCAAGUUGAAUUUGGUCGAUCUGUGAUGUGGAUGCACAUAUAUAUGUAGGAGAAAAGAGAUUUCGUGCGCACAUAAAAUAUGUAGUAUAUCAGAAUGUAAGAGAAUAUUAUUUGUAUCAUGUAUUUUGAAUGAGAGAAUAAUGUUAGUUAAUAGGAGUACUUUAUACAUCUAAUAUGAAGCUCACCUUUCACAAUUGUUAAACUGCAUAG